Messenger RNA from Clarias gariepinus (North African catfish), 1618 nucleotides. It is a transcript of the gene tedc1, whose product is annotated as tubulin epsilon and delta complex 1. The transcript is spliced from 8 exons. Lineage: Eukaryota; Metazoa; Chordata; Actinopteri; Siluriformes; Clariidae. The record is from RefSeq and is a predicted model, not a curated record. Bases 79 to 1368 code for a protein of 429 amino acids.
UGCCAGAACGAAUCAACCGCGCGAAUAGGGCUCGUGCUGUUCUAAUGUCGCACAUUAGCGACGCGCUUCUGUUAUAAAAUGCAGAGUGAAGAAAGUAAAAGGAAUGUAAAAGCUAAAGAGGUUAUAACCGCGCUGUGUAGGUUUCUUUCGGCGCUGGGUGUUGAGGCGGUUCCCACCGCUGAGGUGUUCAGGAGAGCCAAAUUCAACCGGACAGAGGCGGCGCCAGACUUGUGGUGUUUGCUGUCGAGUCUCCUGAGGAAGGUCUUUGAACCAGACUGCGCAUGCGCAGAACAAACCAAACGGUCUCCCUCAGGUUCCCAGUUUCACUUCGUGCAGUCUGCCCUCUGGCACAGCGGUUAUGGGGGUUGGUGGGUCAUCGGACCGCGGGCUUGUGACUUCACGGAGGAAGUUGGAAGCCGGGAUCUGCUGCUGGCCUUCAGCUGGCUCAUUGCUUCAGGAGACCUGCUCGAAGCUCUGCUACGAGACAGCUUUCUGGAGUUGGAUGUCCUCUCGUCGGCCGCAGGGGGUCUUCCUGAAGAACCGGAGCUGGACUUAAAUAAAUGUGAGGAAAAAGACGUCAGGAUGUUGCAGUGGCAGUACGGAAAGCUGAAGCUACAGUGGCGGAAUCUUUUAACAGCCCAGCAAGAGCAGGCCAAGCUUACAGACAAGGUCUGCGUUCACAUGAGCUCUCAACCCAGCUCUUAUCCCGGCACUGUCCAUGUUCCUAAACGUUCUACAUCUACUGCACUUGAAAAGGAUCUAGAGCACAUACGGUCCCUAAAUGGAAUCCUUGAAGCAUAUCUGGAAUGGAAAAAUAUGGAGCCGCUGUUCUGGUGCUGGAUGGACAGUGUGAUUGACGGCUACCUCUCAGACGGGUAUCAGGAAGGGUCUGUAGAUGUGCUACAAAGAGCCCACGCUGACACUCCGAGCUGUUCCCAUGGUGACAAGGCUAGGAGAGCUGUAAGACGUCUAGACAAGAUGCUGCUAAGGCUACAGACCAAGCACAAGGACAGACUGGACAGAUGCACAGACACAAUACGACUUAGCCACAGGCAGAAAGAAGAGGUGGAGAGGAGAGUGGCCGCACAUUUGCAGGACUUGUCACAAAUCAGCACCUUGACCUCCAUUGACCGAGGCUUCACACCAUACCUCCAAGAACCACAAGCUUCCAGAUCAACAAGCAAGAGUUCAGGUCCAGUGCAGACUUCAGGAAUGCUUCAGGCUUUGUCAGUGUUACAGGAGCUAAGGCACAGAAAGGCCGUACUGGAGCAGGAGAUGGAGCUGCUGAGGCAGAGCCUGCGGGAUGAAAUACAGUCAAAAGCUAAUACACUGGAGGGUCUGGUGUUUAUCCUGCCUCUCAAGAGAUGACACAAACAAUUUCAGGCUUCCUGUAAAACUAAAGACUUUUUAAACACUGCUUUAGGGGGGUAAAGUUGAUUUAAUAAGAAACUAAAAACUGUAGAGAAUUGUGAACUCUUAGGAUACAAUUUGAGUGUUUCUGUUCAGUCUUUUUAAUCAGAAAUGAAUGAUCUUGUCUUGUUCGUGCAAUUCUGUUUGCCGUGUAAGUAAAUGACCGUGAAAUGUUACUAAUGAUAAAGUUAUUUAUUCACUUUAACAA